Molecule: messenger RNA, 6329 nt
Organism: Gadus macrocephalus (Pacific cod)
Lineage: Eukaryota; Metazoa; Chordata; Actinopteri; Gadiformes; Gadidae
Gene: slc7a1a
Product: solute carrier family 7 member 1a
Exons: 13
Coding region: 230-2209 (659 amino acids)
Biological process (GO): transmembrane transport; amino acid transport
Cellular component (GO): plasma membrane
Molecular function (GO): amino acid transmembrane transporter activity
Source: RefSeq, a predicted model, not a curated record
GAAGGUUAACUGUGUGUACCCCCAACCCCCCCUCCUCCACCAAAUCGCGAAGAAAAGUAAAAUCUCCUCACACACUUAAAAUCCAUUAGAGGCCUCGCUAAUCACCCAGAUCGAAGUCAUUUCAUUAAGCUGCAGGACGGAUAUCGAUCAACCGAGAUCCCCAUUUCACUCCCGCUCUGCAAGGUGUGCUUUGACCUCUGACCUCUGAGUUCUCGCUUGAAAGAGCAAUAUGGUUCUUCAGAAGCUGAUGGGCUUUGGCAAGCAGUUGCUCCGCGUCAAAUCCAUCAACGGCAACUCUGAAGAGUCCCGUCUCUCCAGAUGCCUGAACACCUUCGACCUAGUGGCUCUUGGGGUGGGCAGCACGCUGGGCGCCGGUGUCUACGUGCUGGCCGGCGCUGUUGCCCGCGACAACGCAGGCCCUGCUAUCGUGCUGUGCUUCCUGAUCGCGGCGUUAGCCUCCGUGCUGGCUGGCUUAUGCUACGCUGAGUUCGGAGCCCGGGUUCCAAAGACUGGUUCGGCCUAUCUCUACUCCUACGUGACGGUGGGGGAGCUAUGGGCCUUCAUCACCGGGUGGAACCUCAUACUCUCCUACAUCAUCGGUACAUCCAGCGUGGCUCGUGCGUGGAGCGCAACGUUUGAUGAGCUGAUUGGGGGCCACAUAGAGCGUUUCUGCAGGCAGUACAUGUCCAUACAGGCCCCUGGGAUCCUGGCAGAGUACCCUGACAUGUUCGCUGUCCUCAUCAUCAUUACCUUGAGCGGUCUGCUGGCGUUUGGAGUGAAGGAGUCCGCCAUGGUGAACAAGGUGUUCACGUGCAUCAACGUCUUGGUGCUGUUGUUUAUGGUGGUGUCUGGCCUGGUGAAGGGAACACUCAAGAACUGGCAGAUAGACCCCCAACAGGUUCUCAACAUCAGCAACACAAAUGCCUCCAGUUUGAAUCUAACGGGGUCGCGGGUGUCCGUGGAGACCCUGGGAGAGGGGGGCUUCAUGCCGUUUGGGAUCACCGGCGUGCUCUCUGGCGCCGCCACGUGUUUCUACGCCUUCGUGGGGUUUGACUGCAUCGCCACCACAGGCGAGGAGGUGAAGAACCCCCAGAGGGCCAUCCCCAUCGGCAUCGUGUCCUCUCUGCUCAUCUGCUUCGUGGCGUACUUCGGCGUGUCCGCGGCGCUCACCCUGAUGAUGCCCUACUACCUGCUGGACAGCAACAGCCCGCUGCCCGCCGCCUUCAAGUACGUGGGCUGGGAGGGCGCCACCUACUCGGUGGCCGUGGGCUCCCUGUGCGCUCUGUCCACCAGCCUGCUGGGGGCCAUGUUCCCCCUGCCGCGAGUCAUCUACGCCAUGGCCCGUGACGGCCUGCUCUUCUCCUUCCUGGCACACGUCAGCGAGCGCAAGUCCCCCGUCAGCUCCACCAUGGCCGCCGGGGUCAUGUCGGCGGUCAUGGCCUUUCUGUUUGACCUGAAGGACCUGGUGGACCUGAUGUCCAUAGGGACCCUGCUGGCCUACACCCUGGUGGCAGCCUGCGUCCUGGUGCUCAGGUACCAGCCGAAGCAGCCCGGGCUGUCCUAUCAAAUGGCGGAGCUCCAGGAGGAGGCGGACCUUGGCGACGGCAUCAGCGUGCCCAGCAUGGUCAUGCUGGGAGGCAUGGAGGAGCGCUUCAGCUUCAGGAGCAUGAUGUCCCCGCAGAACACGGAACCGUCCACCCUUUCAGGCUUCAUCGUCAACAUCGCUGUCAGUGUCCUGGGCGUGCUGAUCCUGCUGUUCAGCAUCCUGGCGGUGAAUGGGGGGAUGGCGGUGCUGAACCUCUUCGUCCUCGCUGUCAUCUUCGCAGCGUGUUGCUUCCUCACCUUCAUCGUCGGGAGACAGCCUCAGAGCAAGACCAAGCUCUCCUUUAAGGUCCCUAUGCUGCCCUUCAUCCCAGUCAUCAGCAUGUUCGUCAACGUCUACCUGAUGAUGCAGCUGGACAGAGGCACCUGGAUCCGCUUUGCAGUGUGGAUGGCUCUUGGGUUUGCCAUCUACUUCGGCUAUGGCAUCCACCACAGCCUGGAGGGCUCGGCGGCACGGCAGUCGCCCGACACGGAGAUGCGCGGCUUCAAGCCCUCCCACGAGCUCCGCGGCCCGGCCAUGUCCCCGGAGAAGGAGGCCUUCCUCCACAACGGCUUGGAGGCGGAGAGCCGCGAAGAAGACGACGACGACGACGGCGGCGACUUCUAGUGAGGUCGACGCUCGCUUCACGCCGGACCGCCCGCUUCACGCCCCCACCCUGAACCUCGCUCCCCCAAGACCGCCGUUAUAAAAGACAAACGGACUGAAACAAAAAAAACUGCUUAGAUUGUAUCUUCAGUACAGGAGGUUUUCAGGGCCCUGAAGGUAACGUCACAUUGAUUUUCUUUUUUGUUUGUUUACAUUUGGAGACGGCGACAACUUUGCACAAACGUACUGGGGGUCACUUUGAGUUUCCAUUUCCCACGGUUUCAGUCUUUUGAUGAGAACUCGCCCGAGCUUGGCCUCAUCGCCAGCAGUGCGGAGUCAAGGGAGGGAGGACGGGGGACGCACGGGGGGUCUACUUGUGGAACUUGUGGCCAGGGAAACGGGUUUAUAAUCGUUGAAAAGUUCCGGAGCCGACCAAUUGGGUUCUGUGUCAUUGAGUUAAAUGACUGGAUGGAACCUGCGCUAUUUUAGACAUAAUUAGUCUCAAGUUACGCAGAGAGAUGGGAACCGCUGGUAUCGGUGUUGUGGAUAUACAGGUUGAUACCUCGUAAUGCGCUGAGGAACCCUUGUGGGCUAAUCUUUAGCAGUUGGAAAGGGCUAUGGCUAGCUAGCACAGAACACUGCGGGCCUUCUCGUUGACCCCGCGUAGGUGCAGCCAGACACAUGAUACUCACCAGAUACAAUGCAGUGUUGCAGGCAACAACCAGCUGAAGGGAGAAGGGACACAGUGGGGGUAUCAGAAGUACUGCGCGUUCUGUCUAGGAGGAAGUGAUGUUACAGGAUGGGAUGUAGUUACUUAAUAAUAACCUGGACAGUGAAAUACACUGUUCAAACUAAAAACACCAGGAUGCCCCCCAGUAUGUGAGAACGACUUGUCCAAUAAUUAUUGGACACAAUGCACACAGCCCAUCUGUUUUAUCGCCAAAUAUGGAUAUUUGCAGAUGCUAUGGAAUGAUGAUGUGCAAAAAUCAUACAGGGAUAGGAGGGGGGGGGGGGCACCAUAUGUCAAUGUUUUAAGUGAAGUCACACAUGAUUUUCACCCUUUAGGUAUUUACCACGUGGGGGGUGUCCAGCUGGAUCUAUAAUGGGCAGGUCAGUAUACCAGUUGGUACAGUCCACUGGGUGGGCUGAUGCAUCUAUUAAUACCUAAUGGGGUGGAAAUCACAUGUGUGAAGUCACUUUAGGGUGGACACUCCCACGUGUGUCACUAUGACACUAUAGGGGUUGAUUUUAAUCGGCCUUAUUCACCUGAACUGAGUGGGAAAUCUGCAUUCGGUUCCCCAACCAGCAUUAGCUCACCAGCUAAUGGGCAUCACACCUGGUGGUAAAACUGGGCCCUUUUUAAAUGAUUCACGUGGAAAUCAGUUGAGAGGCGCCGUGCGGGUCGCCGUGUCUUUCUUUGCCCUCUGAAACUUGAAGCCUCUACUCGGCUGCCCUCCUUUUUAAUGUUGUUUUGAAAGGAAAUGGGAAUAGAUUUUGUCUUUGUGGGUGGUGUCAUGUUCAUUUGUGUGGUCAUUUUAUGAUUUUUGUGCAUUUUAUUUUGUAUUGUAGUUAAGUCAUCAUCAUUAUGAUCUGUCCUUUAAUUCAAUUAAAUUUGUGGAGCCCUUAAUCACAUUAACAGUCUCAUAGGGCUUAACAGGCCAUAUAUUUAUGAGACUCCCCUUCCCUAGCCCCCCAGAGGGCAAGAAAAAACUCCCUUAAUUAGCGAGGAAGAAAUCUUGACAAGGUACAGAAUGGGGGAUCACUCCUUCCAAGGAUGGUUAGGAGUGCAACGGGUGCCUUCAUUGACAUUCAUAGUAAUGCAUGUCAAUUCAUUUAGCUAAGAAAAAUAAAGGGUGACUAUGGUGAGGGGGGUCCUGACCGGUUAACCUGUCAGGGUAUACCAGACAUCCUGUCAGUCACCGCAACAGACCAGGCGUCCACUCGCAUUCACCCCAACACGCUAAAGCAGACUUAUAAAUGAGAUGAUUUGAGCCAGGCAUCUGCCUAAGAGGAGCCCAAGUGGUGGUGGUGGUGGUGGUGUAAGGCCAUGUAACUGAUGUUUACUGGAGAGCAGUCUGCUUUGUUCUCAGGAUUUAUUUGGGCUACAUAAAGCUUAAUUAGCACACAGCUAAGGUUUACUAGCAUACACUUAGGGUACAGUGUUAUUGAUUAGAAUACAGCUAAGGAUGAUCAGAAAAAAGUGAGGACAAAUGACCUCUUAUAUAAGAUAUAUUGGCAAACAGUUAGGGUACAGUAUUAGCAAUUUGCAUACAGCUAUGGUUAUUAGGAUACAGCUAUUGUACUGUAAUGUUUUAUUGGGAUACAGUCAAGGUUUAAUCACUAGUUUAUAUCAGGCAAUGAAAUCUGUGACAAUUAUGUGGUGUCCGGGGCAAGACCGGCCAUCUGGCUUACCGGGCACUGUCCCUGUCGGCCGACGUGCCUUUUGGGCCGACCAAAAGGAUAAGACAAGGUGAAAGGAAGGCACGGAGAAGUCGCAGGGUAAAAUAAGUCAGCUUAUCCUUGUAGAAUCUAAACUAGGGUCUUCUAUAAAAUACGUUUGAAUCUUACAGUUCAUUACAUCAUGGCGUUACGAGGCCCUUCUGGUGUCGGCAGACACGGGGCGCACCUUAUUACUACACGCAAGAAGAUUGCAGAGGGUUAGUCAGCCCAGCCAUGGUGGUGUCCAUUUACCUCUAAAUGACAUUUCACAACUGGAUCGGUUUUCAGAUCCAGUCGGUCAUUUCCAUGUGCAGUCCUGUUGUGAUACAAUAAAGGUUUUUACUUUUGAGUAUCUUUUUAGAGGUUUGAACAUUGUUGGCUAACGUAUGUCAGUUGACCGAAAAUCCUCAUUGUAAAGAAAAAAACAUAAAAUACCAAAAAGAUAUUCAUUGUUUGAUGAACUGAGGCCCUGUCCACACUAACCCGGGUAAAAAAAAAAAAUGCACAUUCGCAAUGAAAACAAUUCCCGUCCACACUAUCGUUUUCAUAUCGUUUACCGAAAUGUUUUGCAUCCACGUUCCACACUGAAAUGAUAAACAGUUGUUCUCAUGGUCAUAGAUGUGAUCAAAGUUUUUGGAAAGUGUGAUCUAAGCUAUAGAGGCACUGAGUUUAAAGCGGCAUACACCUGGGAGAAUUUCGUUGUUGACCAUGGAAACUUCUUAGAAUGAUCUUCUGAUCAUUCUGUUAAGCAAAUUUGAUGUCUCUCUCCAAGAGCAUGUGAAGGAAUGUGUUCAAAAAAGCAAAAGCCUACAUGACGGGCGCAGAAGGCAGAGGAUCCCUGGUAACACUUCUCUCUGAAACCUGACUGACGUCAUCAGUCACUUCAUUAAGGAAGCAUAUCUAGGGAAGUAAAUGCGGCAGGGAUGUUUUCUGUGCAGAUUGACACCACACAGGCUGUUACCUCCAGAGUACUUUGUGGAGCUACUUAAAGAAGCUCAUGCAAAGGGGGAUAUUGAUCUUCAGAACUGUGUAGCCAACAUUGACAUGUAGUUGCAAUGCACAUAUCCACUGGUAAGGAGUAGUUUUUAUUAUUUUACACGGUGGCAAAAUUCUACGCAUGCUAUUCCCGCAGUCUCAUUAAAGGCCUCUCCAUCCAAAAGUCCCGGGCCAAAUUGACCCAAAGUACUCGGACCAAAAGUACAAUUUUUUUUUUUACAGUUGAUUUUUUUUAAAACGCCGCUCCAAGUACGGUUUUAACUGGCGUCUUUGUUUUUUUUUUUCCAUCGCUUAAGCACAGCAAGUCGCCUUCGGCGUUGGUGUAACGAAUAUGUAUGAGACAGUAUGUCGAGUUGUAACUGAUACAUAAGUGAAGAUUGUGCAAGCUUGUGGCAGCAUCAUGGCAGUGUCAUGGCAACCCAACGUCAUCGUUUCUAAAAGCCUCCGUCUACCCUGACCACACUACAACGCGAACCCAGCGUUUUGAACCAUUUAACAAAUUAUAUUAAUUUAAAAUGUCUCACAGAUAAGAAAUAAUGUGAUAUUGUGCCAAAUUUCCUUGAAGUCUUCAGAUGGGCCAAAAACCUCUUUCUUCAAAAAUGUCAAACCUGAGCCAUCCUUAGGCUUACUUACUUUGUUCAACAUACCUUGUAACGUCAACAGUUUUUUGUCUAUUGUUGUAAAUAAAAUAUAGAUUUUCAAGUAA